AUGUCUGUCAAGUCUUUAAAGAAAAUGAGCAGCAAGAGGAAGAAACCUCAAGUGGACAAUGCCCAGGCAGAGGUCAUGUUUGAACUGGGCUUGGAGGCCUUUUGGAACUCACCACUUAACCCAGCCACCAUGCUGGACAUUAGCACUUGGAGUCUAGAGAAUCAAGCUCCUGUUGUGCCGAAGUACCUACCCCGCGCUUUCCUCCAACGCCUCUGGCUGCUAAGCCCUGAAGCUCGGAGUCCAUCUUGUAUACCACCAUCUGAUACCCCAGCAGAGGAGAGUUUCUACAACCUUGGGGAAGAGUCCCAGGGUGCUGUCAACCCCCUUGAUCUUGUCACAGCUGUCUAUUUGUCUGCUGACAGCUUUCUUCAACAAGAGAUGACAAUGCGCAUGGUGCAGUGCCAGUUUGCUGUCCCUUUGGUCCUACCAUCAAUAAUCACACAACAACACCCUAGCUGCUUCCUCCUUUGGCCGAUGAGAGGGGUCGUGAGCCAAUGGAGGCCUCACUCUCUUGCUAAUACUAGUAGGGUUCUGGAGGGGGACUUGGCUAGUACAGAGAUGACAAUGGUCGCUUGUGUGAAACUUGGUCGUUGUGGCAUCUCCAAGUCCCGAGCACUGAGCCGUGUUAUAGGUGGACUCAAACCCCUCACUGAGACCUUCCUUCACCGGGAGAUGGAAGGUGGGCAGCUGCAUCGUACACUGUCCAAUGGUCUGAUUGAACUAGGGUGGUAUCUACCCACUGGAAACCCUGACAGCGAUAUUUUCCCCGUGCCUGUGGUGAUCUCUAAUCUACGGGGUGAAGCAUCGGCACAUGAGAAAUGUGUCAACCUAAUGUGCCGUACUUCAUCAGCCAUGGUUGUGUUCUGUGGGAAUCUUAGGGAGAAAGAGAAAAGUCUACUAACAAAGUGGAAAGGCAUGACCAGAAAGCUCAUCCUCAUUGACCUUUCAGACCCUACAGAUGAGGAGAAUGAGAAGAGAACUGUGGAGUUUGUUGCUCAGAGCCUGGAGGAAAUGGUAGGGCUACCUCAUGGUUCAGUGUUGUAUGGGGGAGCUAUCAAUGAGGAAGAACUGGCUUACAGGCUGCAUGAGACCCUGACUUAUUUGUUACCAGAAAAACUAGAACCUGUUACACUAGAAGCAGCAGCAAAAAUAGCAGAGGAGCUAGGCCUAAACAUAGAUGAAGGGCCAUCAUGUAAAAAGGCAAUGGCUCUAGCUAACCAAGUACUGACAGGCUUAGAGGAGGGAUCUGCUCAGUUCAGAGAGAAACAGCUGCCUCUGCAGGGGGCACUAUGGAACCAGCUGGGAGAGAUGGAGAAAGAUGAGAGUAAACAAAGAAAAGCAGGAGAGAAUAUAGACCAACUCCUAUUAAAAGAAAAGAGAAACAUCCUUCUUAAACUGAGUAGCUACAGAAUGACCACAGCCAUGAAGGUUUUCACAGACAGCCUCUUCACAACAGAUAAAACAGAAAGAAUGUAUUUCCUUAGCUGGAUGAAGUUGAGGCUUCGGUCAGUGCAAAUGAGAAAACAACAUUGCCUCCAAGAACCAUCAAUAAAUCAGCAAGAAAAAAUUGAUCAGCUACAUCAAGGACCAGGAAAGGUUGUGAUAAAUGAGAAAGAUGAUGAUUGUGAAAAUCAAAUUAAGUCUGAAACUGGAACCAAUUAUGAUUCUGAUGAUGACAGUUUCUGCACAUUUCUAUCAGUGGAAGACCUGAGGUGGGAGGAAGACAUGGCUGUAGAACAAUUACCACAUGAACACAACACUGUAGGUAUUGGACAACAGCUUUCCAAACAACAAUCUGAGAAAGAGCUGGACUUGAAAUAUACUGAGCCAUUGGAUAUGGCCUUGGAAAAUGAAGAAGAACCAUAUAACUAUGAGGAUCUGUCUUCAGACACCGAAAACUCAAUGGGCCAGACUGACCCGAAUGGACAAGAGCAACUAAACCCUCUCCUAUCUGAUGCUGUGCAGGAUGCUUUACAGCCCUCAGAUGAAAUGUCUACAGAACGGAACUUGAAGCUAGAGUCACCUCAGGGAGAAACUUGGGGGCCCAUGCUCUUGGGAGUCCCUGAGACUGAAAAUAUUGAACAGCUGGGCAUAAAACAAACAAAAAGAGAGCAAAGAAAACUUGACAGCACUUCAGAACAGCAAACAAAGAAGAAUUUGAAGUCGACUGAAAAAGAUAACAUUGGAGAAGAACUUCAUGACAAUCAAGGCAUUUUUAAAGAACAAACUGUACAUUCACAGAUCCCAAUGCACCAACAGAGUUCAGAGUUCAGACCUAACAGAAUCUCUGUUCUAAACUGCCCAGGACAGCCUGAAGGACUUCAGCAGAAACCGGAUGAUUCUGAUACAAAUGCCUCAAAAAACAAUAUAACAGACUUGCAUUACUCUACUGAAAAUCAGGCCACUUUAGGAUCUUUUGCCGAACAUCAUUUUGAGCCAGAUCCUUUCUCUCUUGGUCUAGAACACUUCUUCCGUGAGAUGGGACUAAUCUUUGAAUUGACACACAUCAGCCCAGGCAGUGGAAGCCACAAUGUGCUGCGUCUUCCCAGUGUAGCUGCAGACUUACUCUUUUAUGGCAUCCCCCUUGAACUAAUGGAUGGAGAUGCCUCCAACAUCCCCAGCUGCUGGCUUGGCAGUGUCAUGGCUGAGAUUAAACGUCGCCUUCCACAAGAGGGGGUCAAGGUGCGUGUAUUGACGAACUUUGGAAUCAGUUGUUCAAGAAAUUCUGAGGUGCUUUCUGGAUUAUUUGGUGUGAAUUUCCCCCAAGGAGGGAGAAGGUCCACCAGAGGGGUUUACAUGCUGGCUCUAAGCCUUCCCAAUGAACUCAGGGAGGAUACAGAGUGUGACUUUCUGUUGAUUGUUGAUGUGGAAGGUCUCUUCUCACCAGGACUGAACAAUAAAAGAGACACUCUGAUCCAUGACAAUGAGAUGGCCACUUUAGCAACAGGACUGAGUGAUGUACUGAUGUACAACAUAUCCUCAUGUGGAGAUAGUGAGUUUGAAACCAACCUCAAUGUAAUAGUCAAUGCUCUGCUGCGCACUGAGGUGUGUGGUGACACUCCAGUUUGCAGAUUUGUGAUCCAGGAUGAAGAAUUAAACAGCAAGCUGCAAGCCUUACAGCUAGAACGUGUAGCAGAGAUCCUACAAACAGAGACUGAAGAGACAGAGAUUAAAAAAACUAAGACCAAAUGUACUACCCAACGUGUCAAAGGGCCUUGGAGAAACAGCUCACUCUCUGAACCUGUUGACAAAGAGUACAGUAAGGAGGUGCUAAAGUUGAAGGCAAACUUAUUUGGAGCCUUGAAGAAUUGUGCAGCCAAAUCUAAAGCCUCGGGUCUGCCUGAAUUUGUUGGUCGUUUGUGUGCUGUUUGGGAAGCUGUGAAAGCAGAGUCGUUCAGCAUUGGUCUCCAGAAUACUGAAGUUGCUAUGGCAUUCUCUAUGUUGUGUACGGAGCUGUCUCAGUGGGUGAACAUUUUUCUGGAACACAUGGAAAGCUGGUUUGAGAAGGCAAAGAAGACAAUUAUGUCCAAUGACGCUAAAGCAAAGACUGGGAUCAAACGUGACCUCUUGACUCUGUUGAAGGAAGACGCUAGAGAGGAAGUUAAAGCAGAGGUGGAUAAAAUCAGAUUGAAAGUAGAGGCCCAUUUGAUCAAAGAUGAUCUCCACAAAAAUUACAUUGAGACAUACAGACCAAAUUUAAUGAACAAUAUGAAUAAGCUCCAGGAGCAGGUAACCAAAGAGAUGGUAGAAAGGCUAGAGUCAGUCAGAGAGAGCCAUUAUUCUUCCACACAGAUAAGAACGUUUCAAACCUUAUUGGAAAAGGAACAGGAGUCCAAAUUUCGCACCCUAGCAGAGAAUAGCAAAUCAACGAAUGUUCUUCUUGAAGACUUGAAGCUGGAAGAAGAGUUCGAGAGUAUGUGGACUAAUGCAUUGUCCAACUUUGACUUCAGACAUUCAGAUGCAGAUGACAUUACACCAAGGGUGACAAAAAUUCUGAGAGAGAAUCUCAUCAGCCGUGGGCUGCAGAAACACAUAAAUAAGGUUGAAAAUGUAGGCAAAAUUACACAAUCAUGUUUUACAGUGUAUGAUGAGCACUUUGGAUACCAGAGCAGAAUAAAGCAAAUGUUUAAGGACAACAACAGACAGCAAAGGUUAGAGGCUCACCAUGUAGCAUGCGAAAUCAUAGAAGAUUACAAUCAGUUUGUAUUGGAGAAAUCUAGUUUAUUAGCAGACUUUUCUGAAAGUUACAUCAGUGAGCUGUUAGAAAAUGUUGAGCAGUCUUUGAGGGCAAAGCCUCUGGAAACCAGAUCAGCUUUUGAAGUGGACCUGAAAGUAUAUCUCUGUAGCUUUGCAUGCCAAGAUUUCCAAGAAAUUCAUGACCGUUAUGCCAAAGACGGAGACUUGUUGGACUUUAUCAACAGAUACAAGAAAAGAUCCUUGGGGGAAUUCAUUUACCAGUACCGAAAGAGAGACCAGUGUCAGAGAGUGGCCCAGGCUUUCACCUCAAUGGUCUUCAAGCCUAUAGCCUUAGACUAUAUCUACAGGCCGCUGGGGAAGCAUAUCAUGGAAGAGAUGUUGAGUCAAGAUAAUGCUCAGCAGUACCUUUCUCCACCAGCCUUCAACCGUAUACUGCUGGAGGAGUUGCUGGAGGAGGACAGCUUUGAGAGCUUCCUAGAAUACUUGCAUUCCUAUGAGAACUUCAGUUUGAAGAAGAUCGAUGAGAUGGUUGUGGCUCACCUCUCUGAGUCAGCUAUUUUGGAUGAAUGGAGGCAGGAGAAACUAGGGCACAUAGUGGGAAAGAUGGCUUUGGCAGUGAGCAAAACAGCAGAGGGCAUAAAUGGAAUGUUGAGUGACACCAAGCCACUACUGGAGAAGGUGUGCCAAACUCUUGAGCAAGAUGUAGACAUGGAUUUCACCAUGGCCUCUCUAGAGUGGCCUGUUUUCAGCAUCACAACAGAAUGGGAUCGCUUUGUCACAUAUCUGUUUGAGGCUCUGGCUGAGAUGCGCCUGGCUCUAGCACAAGAGUUUUCCCAGAAAGUGGACAUCAAUCAACUUCUCGAAGCACUUCCUAUUAACACCCAGGAUUGCCUCUUUAACAGAGUGAGAGGCUGUGAGAAGCAAUGUCCUUUCUGCAGAACCCCCUGUGAGUUAGGGAUGAUGGAGCAUGAUGUGCACAGGGCUCUGCUCCACCGGCCAAAAGGCAUGUUGUCCUACACCUGUGAUGACUCCUGUCGUCUAUCUCAUACCAGUUGUCCUGCAGAUGUGGCCCAGGACAACUUAUUCCUGAACAAGGACACAGGGGGUAAGUCUCUUGCCUACAGAGACUAUUGCACCCUCUACCCAGACUGGAGCAUCUUCCCUGAAGAACCAGUCAGCCAGACACCCAUUGCUUACUGGAGGUAUGUGCUUGUAAGGUUCAAUGAAAGGUUUGCAGAGGAAUAUGAGCAGCAGCCAGCUCAUCUGCCUGAAGAAUGGGAGAAGAUCACUAAAGAGGAGGCCUUGGAGAGUCUGAAGGUUGCUCUCCAUACUGAGCAGUGCUAAAUAGAUUCCAUAAGAACUGUUCUUUUUUUUUGUAAACUGGCCUCAUGUACCCUGAGACCACCAAUCUAUUUGAGCUUUAUUUAUGUUUACAUGUGAAGAUGAUGAUGAUGAUGAUGAUGAUGAUGAUUACAUUAAGCAGCUGCCUUUAGAGUCUAACAUUAUUUGUGAGCAUGUAGAUGAGUGCUUGGGCCUUCCUAAAAAGAUCACAACAAAAUUAUCAUAGAUACUAUUUGUUUGAAUUUUUAAGCCAGAUUUAACUCUUAACCAUGAUUUCCAGUAAAUUGAAAGUUGGACUAUAAUGGACAAAUCCAACCUGGACUUUCUGAUUGUUGCAUCACAUUUCUCCGGCAUGCAACUCUAUAAAAUAAGGUGUAAAAUAAAUACUCUGACUUCCUUAUUGAAAAUAAUGCAUUUAAACUCUAUGAAUGUUUCAAAAUGUUUGAAGUUCACCAAAAGAUUUCCAUUGCAUAAAACUUAUUGUAA
Molecule: messenger RNA, 6024 nt
Organism: Lampris incognitus (smalleye Pacific opah)
Lineage: Eukaryota; Metazoa; Chordata; Actinopteri; Lampriformes; Lampridae
Gene: gvin1l2
Product: interferon-induced very large GTPase 1
Exons: 3
Coding region: 1-5541 (1846 amino acids)
Molecular function (GO): GTP binding
Source: RefSeq, a predicted model, not a curated record